This is a messenger RNA of Paramecium tetraurelia, 868 nucleotides long. RefSeq lists its product as uncharacterized. The record is from RefSeq and is a predicted model, not a curated record. Gene Ontology annotation, molecular function: protein binding. The annotation marks the transcript as partial. The transcript has 2 exons. Lineage: Eukaryota; Ciliophora; Oligohymenophorea; Peniculida; Parameciidae.
UUUCAUCUCCUGAUGGUACUACAUUAGCAUCUGUUUGUGGAGAUAACUCUAUCCGUUUAUGGGAUGUUAAGACAGGAUAAUAGAAAGCCAAAUUAGAUGGUCAUAAAAAUGGAAUUCUAUCAGUCAAUUUCUCUUCUGAUGGUACUACAUUAGCAUCUGGUAGUUAUGAUAAGUCUAUCCGUUUAUGGGAUGUUAAGACAGGAUAAUAAAAAGCCAAAUUAAAUGGUCAUUCAAAUGGAAUUAUAUCAGUCCAUUUCUCUCCUGAUGGUACUACAUUAGCAUCUGGUAGUUAUGAUAACUCUAUCCGUUUAUGGGAUGUUAAGACAGGAUAAUAAAAAGCCAAAUUAAAUGGUCAUUCAAAUGGAAUUAUAUCAGUCCAUUUCUCUCCUGAUGGUACUUCAUUAGCAUCUGGUAGUGGAGAUAACUCUAUCAGUUUAUGGGAUGUUAAGACAGGAUAAUAAAAAGCCAAAUUAGAUGGUCAUAAAAAAUGGAAUUCUAUCAGUCAAUUUCUCUCCUGAUGGUACUACAUUAGCAUCUGGUAGUUAUGAUAAGUCUAUCCGUUUAUGGGAUGUUAAGACAGGAUAAUAAAUCUUACCCUUAGAUAAUCGUUAUCAAAUAUUCAUAACUUAAUUUUCUCAUCAAAUCUUAAACAACAACCUUCUUCCAGAAAGUGUAAAUUCUCCUGUUAAUUACCCUUAUCAUAUCAAAAUAGCUACUAUUUUAAUCAUAAGGUGCUCUAAUUUUGAAAGGAGAAUUUAUUAAUCAAUCAGGCAUUGACUUGAGGACAUUAUUUUAAUAAAGAGGUAGCUGCAUUUUAGAAAACUAAAUUGGAUAACGAAAACAAUAAAAUUGAUUAUUAUAAAACAAU